This is a messenger RNA of Anopheles merus, 1587 nucleotides long. RefSeq names its product mitochondrial import inner membrane translocase subunit TIM44-like. The record is from RefSeq and is a predicted model, not a curated record. NCBI's taxonomy places the organism in Eukaryota, Metazoa, Arthropoda, Insecta, Diptera, Culicidae. The transcript has 2 exons. Gene Ontology annotation, molecular function: protein-folding chaperone binding. The coding region runs from base 241 to 1491 and encodes 416 amino acids. Gene Ontology annotation, biological process: protein import into mitochondrial matrix. Gene Ontology annotation, cellular component: mitochondrial inner membrane.
CAGUUCAAAUUCAAGUUGGCCGGGCAGAAGAAGAACUUGCUUUUGUUAGUUUAGUUUUAUUAAUAGCCAUCGUUCGUGCAAAUAAAAGUAAUGCUCGUGCGAAUUGAAAGAAAUUCGUUCAGUCCAGCAGACAAUUCGUUGAGUUAAAACAAAAUCGCUACGAUGCUCGCAGGAACGUGCACCAAAAGCCGAUUGUGAUACGAUGGGCAUGCAGUGAAAAUUUCGGAAAACUGCUUAACAAUGCAACAUAUACUUGCAACCGCGAGGACGCUUCCAGCCGGCUUCUCCUUCGUGCCAUCCUUCGUGCUAAUCCAAGCACGAUGCUACUCGACCCGGCGUCCCGGCUUGUUCGCUCAGUUCCUCAAUAUCGUCAAAAAAGAGAUUGAAAAGAGCAAAGAGGUGAAAGAGAAUGUGCAAAAGUUUCGCGAAGAAGCGCAAAAACUCGAACAAUCGGAAGCCCUGCAGGCAGCAAGGCAAAAGUUCAACGCGAUCGAAUCACAGGCAAGCAAAGGCGGCGAAGUGCUGAAACAGAAUGUUGCUAAAAUACAAAACCGCAUGGCAAAGGUGUUGAAAGAUGCGUCCGACACGGAGCUGGGCAAGCGGCUAAGCGAAACGAUAUCACAGAAGGGUCAAGCGAUCGGCCAGUCUGGAGCGCUGCGAGGGUUCAGUGCAACGGCAAGAGCCGUACGACAGGAGCUGGACAGCCAGAGCGUCGAUACGCGAGUAUAUCGCAGUCCGGCUAAGCUACAAAAGCGCUUAGAACUAGCAAACGGUACCGGCGACACCUCACGCACGACGGUGCAACCGAACGCAGCCGCAACGGCCGUGGAGCUGCACAAGGACAGCAAAUUCUACCAGUCGUGGGAAAGCUUCAAAACCAACAACCAGCACUGGAACCGGCUGCUCGCGCUGAAGAUACAGUACGACGAGUCGGAACACGUGGCCAUUCGAACGUCCCGGGCACUGACCGAUAAGGUGAGUCAGGUGAUGGGCAACCUUUUCUCCAAAACCGAACUGUCGGCAGCACUGACCGAGGUGUGCCGGAUCGAUCCGACCUUCGAAGCGAAACAGUUUCUGCAGCUUUGCGAGCGCCAUAUCAUACCGAACGUGCUGGAGUCGAUUUUGCGCGGCGAACUGGAUGUCCUGCGAGAUUGGUGUUUUGAAAGUGCGUACAGCGUGAUCGCGCCACCGAUCGGGCAAGCACUAGAGGCGGGCUGUAGGUUUGAGUCGAAACUACUGGACAUCGAAAGCGUGGAGCUUGCGAUGGGACAGGUGAUGGAGCAGGGCCCGGUACUGAUCGUGACGUUUCAGGCGCAGCAGAUCGUGUGCGUGCGGGACGGUACGGGGGCGGCGGUGAUCGAGGGCGAUCCGGAGAAGGUUUUUCGCUGUCACCAUGCGUGGGUGCUGUGUCGCGAUCCGAGUGAGUUGAACCCGCAAGCGGCCUGGCGCAUCAUGCAGCUGUCGAUGAAUUGUAGGGAACAGUUUGUGUGAGGAUUGUACAAGUUUUGCACCACUUUCGCAAAUCCGAUUUGUUAGGUAUUGUUUAUGAACUUUAGAAGUACAAAUUAUUCGUUUGAAGAGUACAAA